Molecule: messenger RNA, 5804 nt
Organism: Ceratitis capitata (Mediterranean fruit fly)
Lineage: Eukaryota; Metazoa; Arthropoda; Insecta; Diptera; Tephritidae
Gene: fs(1)M3
Exons: 9
Cellular component (GO): cell surface
Molecular function (GO): heparin binding
Source: RefSeq, a predicted model, not a curated record
AUGCAUUUUUAUUUUUAUUUCCAAUUUUUACUCUCAUUACACGUGUGUCUAAGUCAAGUACGACGGCCCGAUGCCGCUAGCGUGAUGCCCUUUGCGCCCGCGACGCCACCACAGCCAGCGAAAUGCGCGAACAAAUCUGCGACGGCCGCUCCGAAAAAUGCCUUGCGAUUUCGUGUACCCUUUAUGGAUAUGAAUAUACAAAAUGAACGAAAUUUGCUUUUAAUACAAGAAAGAACCAAAAAUCAACUAUUCAUAUUACACGGCAAUGAAUUGUAUGUGUUGAUUGUGAGCAGAGAUGAGAAACGUUUAUCCUUGAUCGGUCUAUUGGCUGGUGGUGUGAGACAAAAUGAGCCGAUAGGAGCGGAGAUUAUCGCUUGGCGUAAGUAUUUGUUGCUGGUCAUUGCUUUGGAGGAAUAUUUGGAGAUUUAUCAACUGAACGCUGUCUUAUUGGCGCAAAAUGCUGAGGCUACGAAAUCGGGUCAAGUCUCUAGAGACACAAUAACAAAUUUCGAACCAAUACAACAACUUACCUGGAACGGUCGAUUUCGUAAGCUUUUCCUUUUCAAUGCUGACGCGGAACGAGUUAUGCUUUUAACGGCGGUGAAUUAUACGAAAUUACAAUCAAAAUUGCGAACUUAUGAAUGGUCGAAUACAUUUUUCGCUACGGUUGAAGAUCUAACAAUACCGGCUAUACAUAUGAUGGAAGUUAUUGGCACGGGACCGAUAUAUUUGCUUAGUGGGCGUCUAAUAAAGCAUCAAGGCAGGACUAUCAUUGUGGUUUACGAAAUCGAUGCAAACGACUUGCAUUUACGUAAUCGUCAAACGCUCACAAUACCCGCCCGUACGGUGCAUGCUUACACAUUUCGCGGACGUAAUUAUCUCAUUGGUUGUGCCUCACAGCAGCAGAAAUGCAACACGUAUCGCAUGAAGCGCGACGAAGGACAAUUCACUGUAUUCCGACAAUUUAAUGGCAAGGAGUUGACAUUCGAGCGUUUCGUGGGGGGUAAACAUUUUUUGGUUGGCACACAUCAAAGAGCGCUCAAUGUUUAUCCCAAUGCGCGCAUGGAUUGCUAUGCGAGCUUCUCGGCAAACGAAAGUGAUGUUAGUGAGAUAAUGACGCAUGUGAGUCAGCAGGACGAAUCAUUUGUGCUGCUCAAUUAUCGGCGACCAUUUAACACUUUACUGCGUAUGUUCGAGGUGGAAACUGCAGAUGGAGAGCGCUUGGGUGCGAGCGCGCCGGCGACGUUGAAUGACACUGGCUUAGAAGAUUUGAGUGCGCUGCAGGAGCACCAACAUCUCUUUGAAGGCACAGUACAAAGGCUUAGAAGUUUGCUGCUGCAACGUAAGACAGCCAUGGAUGUCUUUCGCAAAGCUGCCGCCAUUUUGCGUCCAAAACUUCAAAAGCUCAAGGCGGCACACGCCGUGCGCUUACACGCGGGUAAUAUAGGCAUAGUACGUAUUAUGGGUGACGCACUACAGAGUCCAAUACAGUUGAUACAGCGUGUGCAGAGUUUGCGUGCGCCAACACGUAGCACGCGUUUUAUGCGCGCCACGCCUCAACAGCCCGGUUUUAUAUUGGAAAUACCAAGUGUGGCGAAGGUUCAGCGGCUGGAAGUUAGCAACCUCCUUUAUAAUGGCUCACUUUUGCCUGGCUUCUACUUAAACAACGGUUCUAGCACAGGCUUGCCCAUACUCUCAAUACGCUCUGCCAUACGUACUAAAGUUUUGAGCACACCGCAGCUGCUAACGCGCCAAUCUUUUCGGCAACCACGUGAGAAUGCCAGGAGUGCACCGAAUAUUCCACUGCAAGUGCGUAAUCUAAGCGUGGAGCGUAUUAAUAAUGUCUCCGUAGCAGAAUUUUUCAAUUCGAUAUUUUUACGCAAUCGCGAUUCUAAGUUGAAAGGCAGUCUCAUACUGCAAGGCGCGACAAAAGUGGAUACACUUAACACCACCUCAUUGAAUGAUCUAAAAGUUGCGCAACUUUUCAACUUGAAGGAACCACAAGUUGUUCAUACGAAGAUGUUCAUACAUUCGGUAACAGUUCGGGAUGUACAGGCGGAUUCGGUGAAUGGCUUGAAUUUUACAGAAGACGUCGCUUUUAGUGGCAGAGACGAUUUAAUUGAUGGUCCAGUUGAACUUAAGAAAAUGAGAGUAGCCGGCGAUUUGCUGGUAGGCUACAAACCGAAGAAAGAGCGCGAUAUCGACGAUGAGGACUCCCAAUUUCAGCAAUUCUACACAGGCAAAGUUAUCAUUACCGGCUCUCUGACGGUGGAUAAUGUGGGGCGCGAUAACCCGUUUGCGACCGCGGUUUUCGUAAAUGGUUUGCCUUUCACAGAGUCGAUGUUGAGAGAUGUGUACUUAUUGCAGAACACACCACAGGACAUACACACCCCCGUUAAAUUUGGAAAUGCUAAAAUUACAACACCACAAUUUGCCACGAAUUGGUUGAAUGGACACCCCACCUUACAACACUUACUCACCACAGGUCAUCCACCACUACAAAUGCCACUCCUACUCAUUUUUAUGCUCGCCAAUAUAGACGGCGAUGUCAUUUGUCAGGCGUAUAAAUCAAAAUUGUUGGAACUCUCAGAAGAUGUAGUGCGAUAUGGUGACACAGCAAAUAUAACAGGAUGGAAGUUUUUCCAUGCGCCCCUUACCAUCGAACAUCUAACGACGAACAAAUUGAAUAAUUUUUCGGCUAACGAGCUAGUGCUCAAGUCUGAGCUACAGCGAGAGUUUCGCUUUUUCGGCAAUAAGUCCUUCGACAAACUCGUGGUUACCCAACAGGCUCACGUGAAAGAAGCUCUGAACUAUGCCUUCUUGAAUGAUGCACAUGAAGAUGAGACACUGAGACGUGACCAAUAUUUCAAGCAACUCCAUCUGCCUUAUCGCCUGCAAGCGAGUAAUAUAGUCAUACAUAAGAUCAAUGGGAUCGCCUUCGAUAAGAUUUUCGACAGGUUGAAGGUGGAGAAUGAGCAGCUUGUGUUGCAUAAGGACCUCGUAGUCGAUGGUAAUGUGCAGUUUGCGGAGAAUUUGCAGGUGGAAACAGUAAACGACAUUCUAUGGUCGGAAUACGUUACAAGUUUGGUGCGUAUAAAUGAGAAUGCAGUAAUAAAUGGCACUACGGUAUUCAUGACAGGUCUUACGGUGAAGAAUAAGCUACUUACGACUGGGUUAAAUGGUAACGACAUGCGUGAAGUUUUCAGCAAUGUGCUUCUAAAGUCCAAAGCACAAGAGAUCACCGGCAAUUACACAUUCGGCAAUUUACGUUUAACGAAUCUCGAUGUGAGCAUCAUUAAUAACGUACCGACAAGUACGUUCUUAGAUACACGCGCCAAAGAGCUUACAAUACAAAGCGAUCUUAUCAUACCGAAGCUAACGGUACAAGGUGAUUUGAAUGGUAACUUUGCAAGCUCCUUAAACUUCGCCACACUCAAUGAACAGCUACAACAGCUGCCGCAGAAGCGUUGGCGAAAUGUGGUCGUACACGGUAAUGCCUACUGGAAUGAGUCUUCGGCUGGCAGUCCGAAACAAUACGAGCAACUACAAUAUCUCCACCGACAGGCUGUACGACGCGAUGGUGAUCAAUUGAUCUCGGGUACAGUGCAAAUGUCACAGCCGCUUAUAAGCAGAAUGCGUACGCGUACACAAUUUCCCAGUGGGGUGGAUCUCAGUUAUAUCGCGGGUGAUUGCCUGCUGAAGAACACCACGAUACCACAAACGAUAGCAGGCGGUAAAUUGUUUCACAAAACGUUGCGUCUGCAGAGCGCUAUAGUAAGUGGAUCAAUAAGGAUUGAGCUAUUAAAUACGAUUGAUGUGCAACGUUUUCAUGACUCGCUCUAUCGGCCCUCCCGAGAGAUACCCAUUGAAGGCCCACUGUAUUUCAAAAUACCACCCAUCGUCGGUCAACUACUGGUACAGGGCACGGUUAAUGGCAAGACCACAGCGCAGAUUUACACAAGUUCCCAAGGUGUGAUGCCACCGGUAAAAAUGCACAGUCUAGUGGUGGAGGAUGCACUCCAAAUUGGCGAUGUGAAUGAUAUGAGCCUGAAUUAUAUGCUCAUGAAUCGGAUAAGACUGAAUGGCGAGCCGCAAGAUGUGCAAGGUUUUCUGACAUUUGAAAAUCUGAACCUAAACAAUGAAACACUGCUGCAGUCCAUAAAUGGCAUCGCGAUCGACGAUAUGAUAUUCAAGAAGAGCGCACAUGUGCAAGUGAUUGAUGGGCAAACGGUCAUCGACGGCAAUCUGAUCUUUAAUGGGCCGGCGCAUGUUUUAAAUUUUAAUGGCGAACGUUUGUUGGAUAUGGUUAAACAGACCAUUUUCACCAUGGGAAGCUAUCAUUUUGAUAAUCUUACCCUAGAUAAAGGUGAAUUCAUGAAGGGUUUAGUGCUCGUGCGUAAUAUGCGCAUGGAAGACAUAGAAAGAACAUUGUCCACGGAUGUCGAGCAUACUGAGGCUGAACACACAUCACAGGACGAACAGGAAAUUGAAGAUAUGCAAACCGACUACCGCGCACAAUUAACCGAUGUUGUAGAAGAGCUUUCAAACCUCAGCGCAAAUGCGAAUAACAGCAGCCGUCAACAUUUGUUGUAUCUAGACUUUGAUUACAAGAUCGAAGUGUUGCGCCAAUAUGCCAAUGAAAGUGUGAAUGAGACUUACCUCAUGAAUUUGCAACAUAUUUCCGUAUGUGAGCACCGACUGCUCCAAGUGCAGUAUGCGCAAGAAAGUCAAAGACUCUUCAUAGCCAACCUCACUACAAGCUCCUUGAUGGCGCGCCAUGGUGAAGUAUGGGCGCGCGCACAAAACCAUUGCGAUAGGCGACCGCACAAGAUAAAAAGUAGAAUUACCGUGAAUGGACGUGUAGUAUCGAAACUCUUUGGCAUGCGGAAAUACAUUGAGAGCAUGCAGUUUUUCGAUGGAAACGAGGGUAAACUCUAUCUCUUGCUACAUGCCAUCGAUCGGCAUCGUGGUCGUAAUGAAGUGCGUUUGGUGCGUGUGGAUGAUGAGGGUAAUGAGGUUGUCGAUUUGCAAACAAUAGCUUUCGGUAUUGGCAACACGAUGCAUGUCUUUAAAUUACGCAAUUUAACGGCGUUGGCCAGUUCCUCGUGGAUGGAUAAGCAAUCAGCUGUGAGCAUAUACCACUUCGAGCCCGUGAAGGAACACUUUCGACUCGCUCAGGUCAUUGAUGGUCCGUUCGAUGUGAUGGAGUUGGUCGAAGUGCAAACGGAACGUUACCAAAUGCUAUUGAGUUGUGUAAAGUGUCACAGCAUUAAUGUUUUCGAGUUAAAGACCGAUCCGGUGAUUUCAUAUAAGCCCUUCCAGAUUAUUAAAUUGCCAAUGCGCAUCGAUAAGUUUCACACAUUCACCAUGGGCGAUGGUGAAUUAUUCCUGCUGACUUUGGGCGAACAUCAAGCGGAUUUCUAUCAUCUAUAUAAAUUCGUUGCCAUUCAGGGUUGGUUGCAGAACGCCGUUGGACUCUUCCCAAGAAUCGAACUGGCGGUGCCUUUGGCAGGCAAAUUGUUGCAAAUCAAUGGUGGCGGCUUGGUGUUAUUGUUGUGCGGCGGCAUUGAAACGGAUAGGUGUAGCAUAGUGAGGCCGUACAUACAGCAGUGAGUUCAUAUGUAUGUAGAUUUGUAAUCAGCUGUUUUCAAUGUGAAAAUAAAUUUGUAAUUUUUUGUUUUUGGAAAAUUAAAUAUUCAUAUUAUGAAGUUAUAUAAUUACUAGUCAUUUAAGUGGGUUGAAAUAAAACUGUGUAAAUAUGUAUUAUAAAAUAUACUUAAACUUGAGCUAAUCUUCGCGAAAAA